AUGUCCAGAGUUAAGAGAAUCGCCAAAGAAUUGGAAGAGUGUAGGCAAGAUACUCAAAGUGGAGUUGAUUUGAAAUUGAAUAAUGAAAAUGAUUUAACCCAUUUAACGGGUUAUUUCAAAGGACCUCCAGGAACUCCUUAUGAAGGUGGUAAUUUCCAAAUUGAUAUUACUAUCCCUAAUGAAUACCCUUUUAAACCACCAAUAAUGAAAUUUAUUACCAAAAUUUAUCAUCCAAAUAUCUCUUCUGUUACCGGAGCCAUUUGUUUAGAUAUCUUGAAAGAUGCUUGGACUCCAAUUUUAACAUUAAAAUCAUCAUUGAUUUCCUUACAAUCAUUAUUACAAUCUCCUGAACCUAAUGAUCCUCAAGAUGCUGAGGUUGCCAAACAUUACUUGAAUGAUUUAGAAGGGUUCAAAGGUACUGCUGCUUAUUGGACUAAAAUGUAUGCUAGUGAAUCAGUCGAUACUCAAGUUAAUGACUCAGCAUUAUAUGGAAUUGAUAAUGAGAUUGUUGAACAAUUUGAAAAUAUGGGUUUCCCAAGAGAUAAAACCAUUGAUGUUUUAAGAAGAAUGGGUAUUAAGAACUUUAAAGGGGUUAGUGAUAAGAGUGAAACCGAAAAUAAGAUUUUAGAGGAACUUUUAAAAGAGUGUCAAUAA
Molecule: messenger RNA, 654 nt
Organism: Yamadazyma jaroonii
Lineage: Eukaryota; Fungi; Ascomycota; Pichiomycetes; Serinales; Debaryomycetaceae
Source: the annotation of a GenBank genome assembly